CCGAAGCAAUCCUGCAGCUCUGUGUCUGAGGGACUCCAGAGUUUGGAUGCAUGUGGUAUUGAUGCAGCAGCAGAACUGAAGUAAAACCACCAAGCGUCCAACAUGAGGGGGAGAGCAGUUCUCCUCAGCAUUAUCCUGGCUGCUGGUUUCUUCGCUGUCUCCGCUCAGCCUGUAGAGUGUGAAGCCGUCACAGUGGGGGACAUUGUCUUCCUAGUCGAUAGCUCCAGCAGCAUUGGCACGGAAAACUUUAGGGAAGUCCGCACCUUUCUCAGUAAGGUCAUCGAGAACCUCGACAUCGGCCCAGAUAAAGUACGGGUCGGCUUGGCGCAGUUCGGCACCGAUCCUGUCCAGGAGUUCCUGCUUAAAGAUCACAUUGACAAGACGUCCCUGUUGGCUGCAGUGGAUAAAAUCACGUUCCUUGACAGCGGCACAGAAAUGGGCAAGGCCAUCAACUUCAUCCGGGACCGUUACUUCACAGCAGGGGCAGGAAGCAGAGCCAGCCAACGGGUUCCUCAGAUCGCCGUUGUCAUGUCAGAUGGAGAGUCCAGCGAUGACGUGUCCAUACCUGCGAAGCGUCUCCGGGAGCAUGGAGUCCUUGUGUAUGCCAUAGGGGUGGGAAGUUACAACCGCAAGGAGCUGGAGAUCAUUGCUAACCACCCCUCAGGAGACUUCGUCAUCACCUCUGACACCUUCCAGGCUCUGCAGGGUCUGAGAAACACUCUGCUGAAAUCUGUGUGCACCUCCUUGGAGGCCCAGAGAGAAGCUUUGACCGAGCGAUUUGCAGACAUCUUUUUCCUGGUGGACAUCGCUUUACCUCAACGACAGUAUAUCCUGUUCAGGAAUGAGCUGAUCAGAUUCAUCGACCAGUUAGACGUCGGACAGUCCAGCUACCGGAUCGGUUUGGCCCAGUACGGUCCAGAUGUGAAGGUUGAGUUCUAUCUAAAUACUCAUAAAUCCCAAGCACAGUACACGAGAGCAGUAAAAAGCCUUCAGCUGCAGCAACAACCUGGUCAAGCACAAAACCUUGGUGGUGCUCUGGAAUUUGCAGCUGCUGACUUUUUCCGCCCUGAAAAAGGAGGCCGUGCAAACCAAGGAGCUCGACAGUUUUUGGUUGUUGUUCUUGGAAAAGACUUUAAGGAAUCCGUAUUUUCUUCGGCUAAAAAAGUCAAAUCCGAAGGGGUAACUGUUGUAACGAUGAGUGUGAGUGUGCCAAUUGAAGCAAUGCUGAGCUUCUCCACUAAACAGUUUGCCUUUAACACACUGAGAAUUACUCAGCUGAUGGAUGUCUUCACCUCCGAAGAAGUGGAAGUAGUCACUGAAGACUGCGGGAGAGUCAACACUGCAGACAUCGUCUUCAUCAUCAAUGAAGCGGAAGGCGUCGGGACCGGCAACUUCAAGCUGAUCCGCACUUUUGUGCGGUCACUUAUCAGCAGUCUGAAUGUCAAUCAGACUAGAGUCAGAGUGGGCAUUGUUACCUACAGUGACACACCCAAAGUACACGCUUAUCUCAACAGCUUGCAGGACAAGGCAGAAGCUCUGCAGUUAAUCAACCUGAUCCCUUACCGUGGUGGUGGCACCAAAACUGGAACUGCUCUGAGGACCUCUCUGGAUUCAGUCUUCACCCAGAAACAGGGCAGCAGGAAGGAUGUCCAGAAGGUAGCUAUAGUGAUCACAGAUGGUAAAUCCCAGGAUAGUGUCAAGAAAGUGGCGGUAGAGCUCCAUCGGGUUCCAGUCAGAGUUUUCGCGAUAGGAGUAAAACAGAACACAACGGAGCUGCAGGAUAUGGCAUCUUACCCCACCAACAGGCAUGUUUUUGCUGUGAACAACUUCACACAACUGAAACCCCUGAGGCAAAUCCUGCAGAAGAGCAUAUGCAGUGUCAUCAUUCAAGGCUCCGUCAACUCCUUUAAAAACAGCACAGACAUCAAGGAAGCUUGUGAGCAGAAGGAUGAAGCAAACAUCUUCUUCCUCAUAGAUGACUCGGACAGCAUUGAUAUCUCAGACCUCAGUGACACAAAGGAGUUCAUCACUGACUUUAUGAAAACAUUUCGUAUUGGGCCCAGUCAAGUUCGCCUUGGGCUUGUGAAAUACUCUGAUUUACCUACACUGCAGUUUGACCUGAUCAAAUACUCAUCCAUUUCAGACCUGAAGAAAGCUCUGAAGAACUUUCAACAUGUGGGGGGUGGGACAAACACAGGGAGAGCCCUGGCGUUCAUGGAAUCUCAUUUGGUGGCAGCUUCUCGUCAGGGUCCUACGUAUCUGAUCGUCAUCACUGCAGGAAGGUCUGCAGAUAAGGUCAAAGGUCCCGCAGAGAGAAUAAGGACCCAAGAUGUCAUGGUCUUUGCUGUUGGAGUAAAGAACUCAAACAAAGCCCAGCUGCAGGAGAUUUCUGGUGAUCCAGUUAGAACCUUUAACGUCUCUGAUUAUCAUUUCCUUAAGUGGAUCAAAAACGAUAUUCUAAGACAAAUCUGUGGUCCAGAAGUUUGUAAGGAUGCACCCAGCGACAUCAUCUUCUUAACUGAAAGCUCUGAGAGAAUCUCUCAGGCAGACUUCAAGAAAAUGAAAGAAUUUAUGAAAUCUACCGUAAACAAGUCUAUUGUCGGCCUGGAUGAUAUGCGUGUGGGCGUCAUGCAAUUCAGCACUGACCAUAAGUUAGAGUUUCCCUUGAACAAGUACUCCAGCAAAGCAGACAUACUGGGAGCCAUCGAUAACAUGAAGCAGUUAAAUGGAGGCGUUGCAACAGGACGUGCCCUCAGCAAGGUUUUAAAGUACUUCAGUGCCUCUGAAGGAGGACGCCCUAACCUGAGGAAGAACCUGGUUCUGAUAACGUUCAGUGAGGCAACAGAUGAAGUCAAAGGUCCUGCAGACGAUCUGAAGAAAAGCAACGUGUCUAUCUAUUCAAUCGGAGUGGUGGGCGGUAACUACAACCAGCUGUUUGAGAUCAGUGGCUUUUCAAACAGAGUCAUUAAUGAAGUAAAUGUUGAUCUCAUACAAGAACUGGACGGCAUACUGGCCUUGAAGUUCUGUGAUCCACAUAGAGAUUGUAAGAAGGUUCAAAAAGCUGAUAUUAUCUUCCUGGUGGAUGGCUCAUCCAGCAUAGGUAACCAAUUUGGAAGCAUGCAGAUGUUUAUGGAGUCUAUAGUGAACCAGACCAUAGUCAGCAGAAACUCUACACGUUUUGGAGCCAUUCUUUACUCUGACGACCCUGAAAUCAAGUUUUCUCUAAACAACUUUAACUCCAGAAGAGAAGUUCUUAAUGCUAUAAAGGCUCUGGUGCCACCAUCAAAGAACACCUACACCGGCAAAGCUUUGAACUACGCGUUGCAGUUCUUUAAUGAGGAACAUGGUGGCCGGAGAAGACUUAACGUUCCUCAGAUUCUCAUGGUGAUCACGGAUGGUGAAGCCCAAGACCAUAAUCAGCUAGAAGGGUAUACUAAUCAACUGCGAGCAAAAAAUAUCACUGUCCUCAGUAUCGGGGUACAGGAUGCAAAUAUGAACGAGCUGCUGAUAAUGGCUGGAAGCAAAGAAAAAGUCUUCUUUGUGAAGGAUUUUAAAAAGUUAGAGACACUGCACAAAAAUUUGUCUCGUGUCAUCUGCAACACCACCAAACCAUCCUGUGAGCAGAUGGACGUGGUCUUUCUGUUGGAUCGCUCCGGCAGCAUCAACACAAGUAAUUACCAGAUCAUGAAAAACUUCGCAGCAGAGGUAGUGAACAGCUUCCAGGUCGCUGAGAAUCUUGUGCAUUUUGGACUCGCACAGUUUAGUGAAGAUCCCAAAGAUGAGUUUUACCUCAAUCAGCACUACAACCAAAAGAUUAUAGUGGAUAAAAUACUCCAGCUGUCAUAUAACGGUGGUGGCACCAAGCUCGGCAAGGCCCUGCAUUUUGUAAAGAAGUACUUUAGCCCUUUGAGGGGCAGCCGUAGCGAUGUGCCCCAGACGCUGGUGGUGCUCUCAGAUGGUGAUUCUCAGGACGAUGUGGAGGAUGCAGGCGAUGACCUCAGGAGAAGUAGGAUUGAUGUUUUUGCUGUAGCGAUUGGAAAUGUCUUUGACGUCCAGCUCCUGCAGAUUACUGGUGACCCACGGAAGAUUAUUAAUGUUAAUGUAGAGGACCUGCCAAGUUUCAAGAAGAAGGUGGUUGAUGCUAUCUGCAAGAAGUCUGAUGAGUCUAAAGAUGAUCCUGAUGUUGAUCCUGAUGUUGAUCCUGAUACAAACUGCACCAUCGAUAUCGCCAUAGGGUUUGAUAUUUCUGGAGGCAGAGCGUUCAGUGUGCCACUCUUCAGGCUUGUUAGUCCUCUCAAGGAAAUCGUCCGUUCUGUAACUACAGUGAGCGACCUUUGUUGCUCUGCUUCGGUCCAAACCCGGAUCUCCUUCAGCAUCAUAGAUGUGGACGGUAGCUCCUUGUAUGUUACAGACUUUGAGACUUACAAUGAGGAUGUACUGAGAAAAGUCUUGGACUUUUCAUGGUCCCAGGCCACAUUUUUCAACUCAGCCUUGCUGAAAUAUUUUAAUGUCAAGUUCAAGUCCAAGUCCACCGCAAAGGUCAAGAUUCUGGUGAUCUUCUCUGAUGGACUGGAUGACAAUGUGAUGAAACUGAAGCAGGAAUCUGAGCUUCUAAGAACCUCUGGGGUCAGCACUCUGCUCACGGUGGCCUUGGAGGACACCCAUGCCUCUGAGCUCCAGACGGUUGAGUUUGGACGAGGACACAACUACCAGGUUCCUCUGAGCAUCAGCCUGCCGAGCAUCAGCAGCACCAUCCUGCAACACAUUAACUCUGUAGCAGAUCGAGUGUGCUGCAAUGUUUCGUGUAAAUGCUCAGGACCUCCAGGCCCUCGUGGUCUUCCUGGGCCACCGGGAGUAAAGGGCUUGCCUGGUCAGACGGGUCAUCUGGGCUUUCCUGGAGAUGAAGGGUCUCAUGGGGGUCGAGGGCCAUCUGGACCAAAUGGAAUUCAGGGCAUCCAGGGAUGUCCCGGAACCAGAGGACGGAAGGGAUCUCAUGGCUUCUCGGGCAACAAGGGUGAGGAUGGACAGAAGGCACUGGACGGAGUGGAUGGAGAGCAGGGACUGACAGGAGUAAAUGGGAUGAAAGGACAGAAAGGAGAUCUUGGAAGCCCGGGUAUCCCAGGGACCAGAGGCGAGGCAGGACUGAAAGGAGACCGAGGCCUGAAAGGAGAUCCAGGUGUACCAGGACGCAACAACAUAACUCCAGGACCCAAAGGAGAACCUGGCAACCAGGGCGACCCGGGAAGAUCUGGACGGCUGGGGAUUCCAGGGACAGACGGAGACAUCGGAAACCCGGGUCGAGAUGGAGCACGAGGUGGCAGCGGCCUCCCGGGCCAACCUGGUGAUAAAGGAUCAGGAGGACCCCCAGGUGUGCCAGGUGCUUCAGGUCCAAAGGGACCCAGAGGAGGCACAGGUCAACGAGGACCAAAGGGGAUGCAGGGGUUUCCUGGACGUCAGGGGGACCCAGGACGAGUUGGAGCUCCGGGAAACGAUGGACGUCCUGGUGCUAAUGGACCGAAGGGCCAACCUGGAGACCCGGGUUCACAGGGGACGUCAGGAAAACAGGGACCAAAGGGGCCACCGGGGGAUGAAGGGCGAGAUGGUUUUGGACAGCAAGGACCUAAAGGAAUAAAGGGAGUUCCUGGUUUUACUGGUUAUCCUGGUCAAUUGGGUGAGAAGGGACAGAAAGGAACCAAAGGAUUUCCGGGUCAGAGAGGGAAUCAAGGUCGAGCUGGCAAUGCGGGCCAAUCAGGAAAACCUGGAGAGUCUGGAGAUCCAGGAUAUUCGGGACACAAAGGACUCCGAGGGUCUCCUGGAGAGAGAGAAAAAACAGAGUGCGAACUCAUCACCUACAUCAGAGACAACUGUGCUUGUUGUCAUGGUCCGUUCCAGUGCCCAGCCUACCCCACCGAGCUGGUCUUCAGUUUGGACAUGUCGAAUGAUGUUGCUCCAGCUGACUUUGAGGAGCAGCGUCAGGUCGUGCUUUCCAUGCUGAAGAACAUCACCAUUUCUGAAAGCAACUGUCCAACAGGUGCUCGUGUCUCUGUGGUGGCAUACAGCAGACACACCAGGUACCUGAUCCGUUUCCAGGAGCACCGCAGCAGGAAACAUCUGAUGGAAGCUGUGGAGAACCUCACUCAGGAGCGUACCACAGAACAGCGGCAUCUCGGAGCCGCCAUGCUGUUCGUGGGCCGGAACAUCUUCAAACGCGUCCGGGCCGGGCAGAUGAUAAGGAAGGUGGCCGUGUUUUUCUCCAGUGGGCAGUCGCAGGACCCUGAUGACAUUCUUGCUGCUGUGAUGGAGUACCGAGCCCUGAAGAUUAUUCCUGCCGUGAUCUCUCUGAGGAACACUCCCAGAAUCAGUCGAGCGAUGGAGGCUGAUGAUUCAGGUAACUCUAUGUUCGCUCUGCUGAGGAGGCAGCAGGACCUGGAGAAGGUCAAGAACUGUGCUGUCUGUUAUGACCCCUGCAGAAGUUCAGAGGAGUGCUCCUUCAUCCAGGACCCGGUGCCGCCUCAACAAGCAGACAUGGACCUGGUUAUGGUUCUGGACGGCUCCCGGGAGAUGCAGGCAGAUGAAUAUGUUGGUGCUAAGCAGCUGCUGGGUUCUGUGGUGGAGCAGCUGGCUGUAAGUUCUCAGCCCCGCAGACCUGGAAACCAGGCUAGAGUUGCUGUGGUCCAGCAGAGUGAAACUCAGACUGCUAUGGUGGAGUUUAACCUACAGACCUACCAGAACCAGGAUCUGAUGAAGACACAUUUGAUGCAGAAAAUGAAGCAGCAGAGCGGUACCUCCAUUCUGGGUCGAACACUGGACUUCACCUUGAACGAGGUGCUGCUGAAGACUGGCCAGGCGCGCAAAAGGAGGGCUCUGCUGACCGUGGUGGCCACCCAGACAGCCUACAGGGACCGGGCCAAGCUGCACUACAUCUCCCUGAAGGCCAAGUGUGAAGGUGUGGCCAUGUUUGUGGUGGCAGUGGGAGAUCGGUACAAUCAGACGCAAGUGGAGGAGCUGGCUGGUCUACCUGUCCAUCAGCACCUGAUCCAUGUCAGCCAGCUGAAGGCUGAGGAGCAGGGCUACGUUCAGCGCUUCUUCAGAGUCUUCCUCUCCGUCCUCAACAGGGGACUGAACGUGUAUCCUCCUCCUUCAGUAAAACCAACGUGCAGCCAGCUGACCGACCCAGACGACUUUAUCAUCGGGCAGGGCUUCGCAUCCGGACAGUUUGCUGAUGAUCCUCAGGAUGAAAGGUGGAGUCCACUGCAGCAGCAGGAAGAGGUCCCCAGCAGAGGUCAGGGUUCAGCUUCAGGAUCUGAGCUUGGAGACAUCUGUUUCCUCAGUAGGAACAGCGGCAGCUGCAGGAACUUCACCCUGAUGUGGUUCUACGACAGCAAAAACACCCAAUGCUCCCGCUUCCUCUACAGUGGCUGCGGAGGCAACAAGAACCGCUUCUGGACGAAGGAGGAGUGCGAGGACAGGUGUCUGAGGAAGAGUUAAGGAGGAACAUUAGCUGUAAACCUUAAGGUGCUGCUUUAGAAACCAAAUGUAAUCAGGAAUCCACUGAGCUGGAUCAGAAUAACAGGUCUCAGGAGGAGCUUUGUAUAUUUUACAAACAAACUGUCCUCUAUUUUAUAUCAAGUUUUAUUUUACAGACACAUUUGAAAUAAAAUACUUUUACUACAACACUGUUUUCCAUCUCUGCCAAAGAACUACAAACCAGAAACUUGUUCAUCUCAACGAAUAGAGACUUUAUUUUUAGGAGCUGACUGAGCAGACAGUAAAAAUUAAUUGUGUUGAUCAAAAUUCAGUUUUAAAACCGAGACAGCAUGUUUUUAUCCAUAUGACUGCAUGAAACUGAUCUGUUUUUAAUUUGGGUUUUUGUAUAUCUGAGUUUUUCCUGUAUCUGAAAUACAAGGCCUCCUUAAAGUUUUCAUACCUCUUGAACUUUCCCAUAUUUAGUCAUAAUGACCCCAAACAUCUACGGCUUUUAUGUGACAGACCACUGCAAACAACUUUGAAAUAAAAAAAUUCAAAUGACA
Molecule: messenger RNA, 8030 nt
Organism: Girardinichthys multiradiatus
Lineage: Eukaryota; Metazoa; Chordata; Actinopteri; Cyprinodontiformes; Goodeidae
Product: collagen alpha-6(VI) chain-like
Exons: 39
Coding region: 103-7488 (2461 amino acids)
Molecular function (GO): serine-type endopeptidase inhibitor activity
Source: RefSeq, a predicted model, not a curated record